AUGAUCAACGCUGGUGCAAAUGGUCGCUUGCUAAUGCGCGGGACUGCAGGUAUCACACGCAUCGCAGCGACAGAGACCGGAGCUGCGCGUUCCCUGGUCUUCGCUGCACGGCCUUCGAUCGUCAACGGCGGCAGCAAACAUGUUUGCUCUCCCUUUUCUCGCUUGGCGGUUGUAACGCUGCUAACAAGGCAAGACAUUCGAGCAAGCAUGCCACGUAUGUCGUUCAGCAAAAUUUCAGCAUCUGCACCUCUCAAAUCCUGCCCAAACUGCAGUCACCCCCAACCACUCGAAUCGCUCUGCUGUCCCGAAUGCAACACACUUCAACCCUUGCCCUCCGACAUUGACUUUUACAAAGCCAUGGACCUCGAUCUGGCCUCGGUUCCCUCGGGAGGAUGGCAAGUCGACGUUUCAGCCCUGAAACGAGCUUGGCGACUGAAAAUGGCGGUCACGCAUCCAGACCGUAUGGUGGGACGAAGUGACAAAGAGCAGCAGAUCGGAGCGCAGCAGAGCGCACUUAUCAACCGUGCGUACGAGACACUUCUGCACCCGCUGUCGCGUGCCUUCUAUCUACUGGAAAGACACGGUGCGUGCGAGCCAUCCGAAUCGGACUCGUUGGAAGAUCCGGAACUGCUGAUGGAGGUGAUGGAGUUACGAGAGCGGCUGGAAGAGGCGGGGAGCGAACAAGAGGCGGCAGAGGUCAGAGCAGAUAAUGCAAAGCUGUUGGAAGCGACCGUCAAAAAGUUGAACGAGGCCUUCGGUCAAACCCCGCCAGACCUCGAGACGGCCAGAGAGGCGAGUGUUCAGUUGAGGUACUGGACAAACAUUGAAAAGGCAGCGAGGGAAUGGUCGCCUGGCAAACGGGUCGAAUUGCAACAUUGA
Mycosarcoma maydis (corn smut) is the source of this 879-nucleotide messenger RNA. Its product is annotated as J-type chaperone JAC1. Lineage: Eukaryota; Fungi; Basidiomycota; Ustilaginomycetes; Ustilaginales. The record is from RefSeq and is a predicted model, not a curated record. The transcript has a single exon. Gene Ontology annotation, molecular function: ATPase activator activity; protein-folding chaperone binding. Gene Ontology annotation, cellular component: mitochondrion. Bases 1 to 879 code for a protein of 292 amino acids. Gene Ontology annotation, biological process: protein complex oligomerization; [2Fe-2S] cluster assembly.